AUGUGUAUGCACAAGAUCCUACUUGAGGAGGGUGCCAAGCCCUCAAGGCAACAACAAAGAAGGUUGGAUCCAACCAUGAAUGAGGUAGUCCAGAAGGAAAUGUUGAAGUUAUGGCAAGUUGCGGUGAUCUAUCACAUCUCAGACAGCCCUUGGGUGAGCCCGGUACAAGUAGUUCCAAAGAAAAGAGGAAUCAUUGUUGUACCAAAUGAGAAGAAUGAGCUAAUACCAAUAAGAAUAGUGACCAUUUGGCGCAUGUGCAUCGACUACAGGAAGCUUAAUGAAGCCAUCAAGAAGGACCACUUCCCCCUACCAUUCAUGGACCAAAUGCUCGAGAGGCUGGCUGGACAUGAAUACUAUUGCUUUCUUGACCGUUAUUCGGGUUACAACCAAAUAGUUGUAGACCCAAAGGACCAGGAGAAAACUUCAUUUACUUGUCCAUAUGGUGUUUUUGCUUACAGGAGGAUGCCCUUUGGACUGUGCAAUGCACCUGCAACAUUCCAAAGGUGCAUGCUCUCCAUAUUUUCGGACAUGAUUGAGAGGUUCAUCGAGGUAUUUAUGGAUGACUUUUCUGUAUUUGAAGGAGUGGUCCUUGGUCAUAAAAUCUCAAAGAAGGGCAUAGAAGUAGACAGGGAAAAGGUAGAAGUGAUUGAAAAGUUACCUCCACCGUGCAAUGCCAAAGCAAUCAGAAGCUUUUUAGGACACACUGGUUUUUAUAGGAGGUUUAUUAGAGACUUCUUUAAGGUUGCCAAGCCAUUGAGCAACCUACUUGUCUCUAAUGUGCCUUUUGUUUUUGAUAAUGAAUGCAUGUUAGCCUUUGAGGAGCUUAAGAACAAACUUUCCUCUGCACCUAUCAUAGCACCACCAUGUUGGGAUCUACCCUUUGAGUUGAUGUGUGAUGCAUCAGAUUUUGCUGUGGGUGCUAUUUUUGGACAGAGGAAGGAUAAAUUGGAUAGGAGUAGAGCAGAGAACAAAGUUGCUGACCACCUCUCAAGGAUCCUACAAGAGGAAGAAGGAGCACACCAUCUUGUAGUGAAUGAAAGCUUCCCGGAUGAGCAGUUGAUGAUGAUACAAGAGACCUCUUGGUUUGCUGACAUAGCCAAUUUCAAGGCCAUUGGGGAACUACCAACGAACAUCAACAAACAUAUGAAGAGAAAGCUCAUCAAAGAUGCCAAAUACUAUAUCUGGGAUGAGCCAUACUUGUUCAAAAAGUAUGCUGAUGGGAUCUUGAGGAGGUGUAUAUCCCAUGGAGAAGGACAAGAGGUGCUUUGGCAAUGCCAUGGAUCUGCAUAUGGAGGCCACUUUAGUGGAGAAAGAACAGCAGCCAAGGUGCUCCAAUGUGGAUUCUACUGGCCAAGCAUUUUCAAGGAUGCAAAGGACUUGGUGUCAAGGUGUGAUGAAUGCCAGAGGGCUGGCAAUUUACCCAGGAAUAAUGAGAUGCCACAGAAAUUUAUAAUGGAGCUAGAACAAUUCGAUGUAUGGGGGAUUGACUUCAUGGGGCCUUUCCUAUCCUCCUACUCAAAUAUUUAUAUACUUGUGGCUGUAGAUUAUGUGUCAAAGUGGGUGGAGGCUAUUGCCACCACCACAAAUGACAACAAGUAUAAUAAAGGGAGAGGACGUGAAUGUUGGGGAGUUGAUGCCAACAACAUCAAGAAGAUACUGAAAAGCACUAACGAGGACACAAGAUUGGCAUUCCCCAGCAUCAUACAAGAGCUAUGUGAUGACGCUGGAGUUGAGAAGCUGAUUGAUGAGGUGUUGGUAAAGCAAGAUAAGCCUAUAACUGCCAAGAAGAUGGCCAAGGUGUUGGCCGUCAAUCUACUUUAA
Molecule: messenger RNA, 1821 nt
Organism: Arachis stenosperma
Lineage: Eukaryota; Viridiplantae; Streptophyta; Magnoliopsida; Fabales; Fabaceae
Exons: 4
Coding region: 1-1821 (606 amino acids)
Biological process (GO): DNA integration
Molecular function (GO): nucleic acid binding
Source: RefSeq, a predicted model, not a curated record